Molecule: messenger RNA, 3816 nt
Organism: Ictidomys tridecemlineatus (thirteen-lined ground squirrel)
Lineage: Eukaryota; Metazoa; Chordata; Mammalia; Rodentia; Sciuridae
Gene: Efl1
Product: elongation factor like GTPase 1
Biological process (GO): cytosolic ribosome assembly
Cellular component (GO): ribonucleoprotein complex; cytosol
Molecular function (GO): ribosome binding; GTPase activity; GTP binding
Source: RefSeq, a predicted model, not a curated record
CGCCGGCGGGUCAGAGGUCGCGCGUCAGCCAGCCCCGCCCCCAGGACGCCGGCGUUCAGGCCUGCGGAGCCCUAGCUGAAGCGUGCGGUGUUGGGCAGAGAGCCGGAGCUGGUGAGGAGGGUUCCCCCCGCGUGCUGGCGGAAGUGAGCAACCAUGGUGCUCAAUAGUUUGGAUAAGAUGAUUCAACUCCAGAAAAACACUGCUAACAUCAGGAAUAUAUGUGUUUUGGCUCAUGUUGACCAUGGAAAAACUACUCUUGCUGAUUGUCUUAUAUCUAGUAAUGGGAUCAUCUCCAGCCGUCUGGCAGGCAAGCUAAGGUACAUGGACAGCAGAGAAGAUGAACAGAUACGAGGGAUCACUAUGAAAUCCAGUGCUAUUUCCCUACAUUAUGCAAAAGAUAGUGAGGAAUACCUGAUUAAUCUCAUAGACUCUCCAGGACACGUGGAUUUCUCCUCAGAAGUAUCAACGGCUGUUCGUAUUUGUGAUGGAUGCAUCAUAGUGGUAGAUGCUGUGGAAGGGGUCUGUCCACAGACACAGGCAGUUUUGCGGCAAGCCUGGCUCGAAAACAUCCGUCCAGUUUUGGUGAUUAAUAAGAUAGAUCGGUUGAUAGUGGAGCUAAAAUUUACCCCACAGGAGGCCUAUUCUCACCUCAAGAAUAUUUUAGAACAGAUUAAUGCACUCACAGGAACUCUUUUUACUUCUAAAGUCCUAGAAGAAAGAGCAGAGAGAGACACUGAAUCCCAAGUGAAUCCAAAUUCUGAACAAGGAGAGCAAGUGUAUGACUGGAGUACUGGCUUGGAAGACACGGAUGAUUCUCACCUUUACUUCUCUCCAGAACAGGGAAAUGUGGUGUUUACCAGUGCAAUAGAUGGGUGGGGCUUUGGAAUUGAGCAUUUUGCCAAAAUCUAUAGCAAAAAAAUUGGCAUCAAAAAGGAAGUUCUUUUGAAAACCUUGUGGGGAGAUUAUUAUAUAAAUAUGAAGGCUAAGAAAAUAAUGAAGGUUGAUCAGGCAAAAGGAAAGAAACCUUUAUUUGUACAGUUGAUCCUGGAAAAUAUAUGGAGUUUGUAUGAUGCUGUCUUGAAAAAGGACAAAGAAAAAAUUGAUAAAAUAGUGACUUCUUUAGGAUUAAAAAUUGGAGUCCGGGAGGCACGCCAUUCAGAUCCUAAAGUUCAGAUCAAUGCCAUUUGCAGUCAGUGGCUACCUAUCUCCCAUGCUGUUCUUUCUAUGGUGUGUCAGAAACUUCCUAGCCCCCUUGAUAUUACCGCUGAGAGAGUUGAGAAACUCCUGUGCACGGGAUCGCAAACGUUCGACUCUCUUCCACUGGAAACUCAAGCACUGAAAGCAGCUUUUAUGAAAUGUGGAAGUGAGGACACUGCUCCAGUUAUUAUCUUUGUUUCCAAAAUGUUUGCAGUUGAUGCCAAGGCCUUGCCUCAGAAUAAGCCAAGACCUCUCACUCAAGAAGAAAUUGCUCAAAGACGUGAACGUGCAAGACAGAGGCAUGCAGAGAAGCUCGCUGCAGCACAAGGGCAGGCACCUUUGGAGCCCACCCAAGAUGCAAGUGCCCUGGAAACAAGCCCACAAAGAGAAGAGCCAAGAGGCAGAUCUUGGAUUAAAGAGAGCAUUCUUGGCACUUAUUACCCUUUGUUCCUGGCAGGUGAUGAGCAACAGGUGGAGAGUAUGGCCACUAAUCCUGUGCCCCAGGAAGGAAGCAACCAAGAGUCUUUUAUUGCAUUUGCUCGUGUAUUCAGCGGUGUAGCUCGAAGAGGAGAGAAAAUUUUUGUCUUGGGGCCCAAGUACAGUCCUAUUGAGUUUUUGCAAAGGGUACCAUUAGGCUUCUCAGCCCCACCAGAUGACCUCCCCCCAGUCCCUCACAUGGCAUGCUGUACACUGGAAAACCUGUAUCUUCUGAUGGGCAGGGAACUGGAAGAUCUAGAGGAGGUACCUCCAGGAAAUGUGCUAGGAAUAGGAGGCUUGCAAGACUUCGUGCUAAAAUCCGCAACACUGUGUAGCCUGCCAUCCUGCCCACCAUUUAUACCACUCAACUUUGAAGCAACACCUAUUGUGAGAGUUGCUGUUGAGCCAAAGCACCCAAGUGAAAUGCCUCAGCUUGUGAAAGGAAUGAAGCUGCUAAACCAGGCUGAUCCCUGUGUCCAGAUUUUAAUUCAGGAAACUGGAGAACACGUUUUAAUCACAGCGGGGGAGGUCCACCUUCAAAGAUGCUUGGAUGACUUAAAAGAAAGGUUUGCAAAGAUUCAUAUCAGUGUAUCAGAACCCAUUAUUCCAUUCAGAGAAACAAUCACAAAACCCCCCAAAGUUGACAUGGUCAAUGAAGAAAUAGGCAAACAACAAAAAGUUGCAGUCAUACACCAAACAAAAGAAGAUCAAAGCAAAAUCCCUGAAGGAAUCCAAGUUGACUCUGAUGGGUUAAUCACUAUGACAACUCCCAAUAAACUUGCCACCCUCAGUGUUCGAGCUGUGCCCCUUCCAGAAGAAGUCACUCAGAUUCUGGAAGAAAAUAGUGAUUUGAUUCGUUCCAUGGAGCUGUUGACAUCCUCUUUGAAUGAGGGCAAAAAUACUCAGAUGAUUCAUCAGAAGACCCAAGAGAAAAUUUGGGAAUUCAAAGGAAAACUAGAGCAACAUUUAACAGGGAGAAAAUGGAGGAAUACUGUUGAUCAAAUCUGGUCAUUUGGCCCAAGAAAAUGUGGGCCUAACAUACUAGUUAAUAAAAGUGAAGAUUUUCAGAACUCUGUAUGGAUAGGCCCAACUGGCAGAUCUUCAAAAGAAGCCAGUAGAUACCGAGAUUUGGGCAAUAGCAUUGUGAGUGGUUUUCAGUUAGCAACCCUCUCUGGCCCCAUGUGUGAGGAGCCCCUCAUGGGUGUCUGUUUUGUUCUGGAAAAAUGGGACCUAAGUAAAUUUGAGGAACAAGGAGCAAGUGAUAAGCAAAAUCAAGAACAAAUUGAUCUGCUAGGAGAGAGACAGGAAGAAGAUAAGAUUCAUCCUAGUGGAGAGGAAAACCAAGAGGUACAAGGUGUCUGCUUAGAGCCUUUUGAGAAGAGGACUUCCCCGAAAGGAGACUCUUCAAUCACUGACUGCUAUGGACCUUUCUCAGGACAGCUAAUUGCCACCAUGAAAGAAGCAUGUCGCUACUCACUGCAAGUGAAACCUCAGCGCUUGAUGGCAGCUAUGUACACAUGCGACAUCAUGGCCACCAGUGAUGUUCUUGAAAAUCACCACCUGGACCCUGCCUAUGACCUGGCCUCCCUAGGACAAUACCUCAAGAUACCAUUUGUCAUCCUGUUCUGUCUGUCCUGGCACUUAUCUCCUGGUCAUCAGACUCCGUUCUGCCACUUUUCCAGAAGAGAUACCUGUUUUAACCCUCAAGGUCGAGUCUAUGCUGUCUUGUCAAAGAGAGAAGGUCGAGUGCUUCAAGAAGAAAUGAAAGAAGGGACAGACAUGUUCAUCAUCAAGGCUGUCCUGCCUGUGGCUGAAAGCUUUGGUUUUGCUGAUGAAAUCAGGAAGAGGACGAGUGGCCUGGCCAGCCCGCAGCUGGUGUUCAGCCACUGGGAGGUCAUUCCCAGCGACCCCUUCUGGGUGCCAACUACUGAGGAAGAGUACUUGCACUUUGGGGAAAAGGCUGAUUCUGAGAACCAGGCCCGGAAGUACAUGAAUGCAGUACGGAAGCGGAAGGGGCUUUAUGUGGAAGAAAAGAUUGUGGAACACGCAGAAAAGCAGAGAACACUUAGCAAAAAUAAGUAGCUGCUACUGUUGGUGAAAUCUUUUCCUUAUAAUGAAUUAAAAAAUAUUAUCAAGAGUUUA